AUGGAAGAGGUUGUGCAGUGGGCAGCCAGUGUGAUGGACCUGAAAGCAGAAGUAGAAAAGAAAGCUCAGGCAGAGGAGAGAGUGAGGAUGAUUGCCUCAGACCUACACUGUGAGAUUGUGGACCUGAGUGGAGAAGAAAAUAUCACGGAGCUGUGCAAAAGGAAAAAAAAGAUUAAGACAACAUACUCACCCGGGUUGUCUACAGAGAUCCCUGUGGUGGGGCAUGUGGAUCCUGCAGAAUUCAUGAAUGCAGCCACUCAAGGCAAACUGAAUGUGAUAGACAAAUAUCUGGCUGAUGGUGGGAACCCUAAUGUCCAUGAUGAGUUGAAGAGGACAGCGCUGCAUCGUGCCUCUCUGGAAGGACACGCCACAGUUGUCCAAAGUCUUUUAGAAAAAGGAGCUGACGUCAACUUCAAAGAUCGACUGGGCUCCAGGGCCAUACACUGGGCCUGCAGAGGUGGAAGCCUGGAAGUUGUCAAAGCCCUGAAGAGCCAUGGGGAUGACCUGAACGUCAGAGAUAAGUUGUACAGCACUCCUCUGCAUGUGGCCACAAGAACAGGCCACACCACCAUUGUGGAGUAUCUGCUGUCCUGUGGUGCCAAAAUCAACUGCAGAGACAGGGAAGGGGACACUGCUCUACACGAUGCUGUGCGUCUCAACAGAUACAAGAUAGCGAAGCUGCUUAUAUUUGCAGGAGCUGACACAAAAAUAAAAAAUCAUGAGGGAGUGACAGCAGUGCAGCAGGUAAAAGAAUGGCAGUUUGACAUCAUGGAGACCCUGCAGAGCAUGGAGAAGCUGAGGGAAGUGGGACUGGUGCUGCCUGAAAACACCAGUACCAAAGAGUGA
Molecule: messenger RNA, 846 nt
Organism: Seriola aureovittata
Lineage: Eukaryota; Metazoa; Chordata; Actinopteri; Carangiformes; Carangidae
Gene: ankrd2
Product: ankyrin repeat domain 2 (stretch responsive muscle)
Exons: 8
Coding region: 1-846 (281 amino acids)
Biological process (GO): protein localization to ciliary inversin compartment
Cellular component (GO): ciliary inversin compartment
Molecular function (GO): protein binding
Source: RefSeq, a predicted model, not a curated record